AUGUCGCUCACCCAGGUAUACACGGAGAACAGAGAUGAUCGCACUGCUUCUACCCGUUCCAUCUCUCUUCGUAGCCGUUCACCGCAUCCCCCUCUAAACGCCCAGCCUAGUCGCAACAGUUUUGACAAAGGAGGCGAGAUUGAACUGGCACAACUGGGUGUCUCCGAAGGCGUACCACCCGCCAGCGUCGAAGAUGCCAGCGAGGGUAAGACAUCCCCUGUCGACCCGGUCGAGCCACCCAAGGUAUCAAGAUGGACUGGUCACAUUCAGUUCCUUACUCUGUGCGGGACUUUGUUCCUCGCGGGCUGGAACGAUGGUACGACUGGUCCUCUGCUUCCCAGGAUGCAGAGCAACUACCAUGUUGGAUAUACGGUUGUGUCCUUAAUCUUUAUUUUCAACUGCAUCGGCUUCGUUUCUGCGGCUGCGGCUAACGUCCACUUGACGGACAAAUUUGGCUUCGGGAAGGUGGGGUCCAUUGCACAAGCCAUUGGCUAUGCUAUUGACUCUCCUGCACCACCAUUUCCCGCAUUUGUAUUCGCAUUCGCUCUGAACGGGUUUGGCUUGGCCUUACAAGAUGCUGGCGCAAAUGGGUACGUCGCGAGCUUGAAGGAUAACGCCCAAACCAAAAUGGGCGUUCUUCACGCUGCGUACGGCGCUGGAGCCCUGUGCGCCCCGUUAUUGGCUACUCCACUUUCGCACAAGCAGCACUGGUCAUACCAGUACCUAGCCUCCCUCGGUUUAGCGAUCUUGAAUACCAUUCUUCUAAUCGCCGUUUUCCGUUUCCGGAGACAAGAUGAGUGUCUCCGGGAGAUUGGGCAAGCGCAGACGCACGAGACCGCUGCAAACCACGAAGAUAACAAAUAUGGCCAGAUCUUCCGACUCCGUGAAGUCCAUUUACUCGCCUUUUUCAUUCUUAUCUACGUCGGAGUGGAAGUUACAAUCGGAGGCUGGACCGUCACAUAUAUCGUUGACGAACGAGGCGGCGGAUCCUCUGCCGGAUAUGUCUCCGCCGGGUUCUUCGGUGGGCUUAUGUUUGGGCGGGUUGCUUUGUUGUGGGUCAACAAGAAGGCAGCUAUACAUUCCGCGAACCAUUGGCGAACGCCGUGCGAUCUAUAUCUACACCAUUCUUGCUAUAGCGUGAGUCAGACAUCGUCAAGUUUGCAGAAGACCCUAGGAUUGACCACUGCUUUCAGGCUUGAAAUCAUCAUUUGGCUCGUGCCAUCCCUCAUCGGAAACGCCCUGGCCGUCUCAUUCAUUGGCAUGCUCCUCGGCCCCGUGUACCCGAUUGCCAUGAACCAUGCUGCGAGGAUUCUGCCACAUUGGCUCCUUACAGGCAGUAUCGGCUGGAUUGCAGGCUUUGGUCAAGCCGGUUCUGCCUUCCUUCCGUUCAUGACAGGAGUGAUUGCCUCCAAGGAAGGUAUAUGGGCCUUGCAACCCUUGAUGAUUGCUAUGAUGGCCUUAAUGCUCAUCUUGUGGUUCUUGGUGCCAGCUCACUCGCGUCGCGUUGACUGA
Messenger RNA from Phanerochaete carnosa HHB-10118-sp, 1512 nucleotides. RefSeq lists its product as uncharacterized. Gene Ontology annotation, molecular function: transmembrane transporter activity. The record is from RefSeq and is a predicted model, not a curated record. Gene Ontology annotation, biological process: transmembrane transport. Bases 1 to 1512 code for a protein of 503 amino acids. Gene Ontology annotation, cellular component: membrane. The transcript has 11 exons. Lineage: Eukaryota; Fungi; Basidiomycota; Agaricomycetes; Polyporales; Phanerochaetaceae.